This is a messenger RNA of Cetraspora pellucida, 923 nucleotides long. NCBI's taxonomy places the organism in Eukaryota, Fungi, Glomeromycota, Glomeromycetes, Diversisporales, Gigasporaceae. The record is from the annotation of a GenBank genome assembly.
AUGCCAGAAAUGAAGAAUGAAAGACUUGUGAGUAUUGCUUCUACUGAACCCACAAGCAUUAUCAAGAGAUAUUCGAAUAAUGCAACAAUUCCAGAUUUUUCUAUUUGUCCUAUAGCCUCUGAUGCUCUAGAAUCUGGUCAAGAACCAGAUAUUAACAUCACAAAUGUUACAUGUGAUGGAAUUUGUGACGCCAUUAACAUUCAUUCAACAAACGAUAGUUGUUGGACCUUUGCGAAAAUCAGUUAUUCAUGUGAUCUAUACUAUUGUGAUGAACAACUCCCUAGCGGUGGAAUGCUCGCAUUUGAUCCCAUUAUAACUUUAAAUAUAACAUCUGUGAAUAUAUCAUCAAAUGCUUUAGUUUCGAAUCACAUUGAAAUUUAUUUUAAAAAUGGAUAUUUUUAUCCGAUAGCCCGUGGCCGAUGGGUCAUCAUUAAUUAUUUUACAAGGAUUAGAAGGAUAAGCAAUUCAUUAAUAAACAGAUUUUUUGGUAUAACUGAUGUAGAAAAAAUAUUUAUCGAAGCAAAUGUUCAAGAAUCGAUCGAGACUUCAAAUAUAUCUUAUACUAUAUUAGUAAUGAGAUCAUAUGGUCUUGAUAUUUAUGAAGAAGACAAAUAUGAUUAUGAUUGCAAAGCUGGAAUUCCACUUGCUGAUGAUCCGCGUAAAUUGCCUCCUAAUGCAUCUAUAGAAGACAGAAUUGCAGUAUUGGAGGAUUUAUUAAAGGAAUAUUUUCUUGAUUCAAGUUAUUUACAGAUAUUAAAAAAAACACGUGAGAGAUACAUCACUAAUAAUAAAAUUUAUGAAGAGCUCAUAUCAAAAGAAAGUGAUGAUGACAAUAUUAACGAACAAAAUCUUACUGAAGAUGAAAGUUUUAGAAAACAAAGUAUUGACAUUGGCAGAGGCGAUAUUGAAGAUCAAAUAAAAGA